Molecule: messenger RNA, 515 nt
Organism: Bursaphelenchus xylophilus (pine wood nematode)
Lineage: Eukaryota; Metazoa; Nematoda; Chromadorea; Rhabditida; Aphelenchoididae
Source: the annotation of a GenBank genome assembly
AUGGCUUCAUUGGUUCGUUUAAUUUUGUUGCUUUCUCUGAUCUCUCUUCAAAUCAGCGCUCUUCUACCCAUUCACAAAGCAGAUAUGCGAUUGAUGAGGGUAAGUGCUGGGAGAUGUUUCAAUCAUAGAAAUUUGAAUAUUUCAAUGUUUGAAAACUAUUUUUUACUAAAUUAUAAAAAUUAAAAAUUUUAGUUUUUUCUGAAUUUGAAUAUUAAAAUUUUCCGAUUUCAAAAAAGUUCAAUAUCUUUUCAAGAAAUUAUUGUUUGAUAUUCCAAAUUUGAAUAUUUUUUGAAUAACUUGUCUAAUUUUUUCGUUUGCAGGUCCAAAAGCGCUUCUACAAUUGGGAAGCCUCGCAUCCGGAGAAGCGAUUCUACAGUUGGGACUCAACUCAGCCUCAAAUCUCGGCGAAAGAAAGGGACUUCGUCAAGCAAUUCUUGCAACGACGAGGAGGCGCUGAUUGGCUGCGACAACACAAAAUGUUUUCGCAAUUCACGAAUGUCGACUUUCUACAGUGA